AUGCGCCCUCGUACGCUGCCAGGUGAACCAAAGCAUCAGCUCUUUGUCCCAGUCUCGCACGAAGAGGUCCUGCGUAACCUUCCAAGGUACGAUGUGCAGCGUCAGCCGCAGGUGCAUCCUCAUCAUCUCAAGGACUCUGCGCCGACUCCGCACGCGGCUGUCGUGCCGCAAACUUACGAUAUCGAUAGACAGCAAGGAAGUUUGAUGCCGAUGCCGGAAGAUGGCGCAAGGAGCUCGAGAACAAGCAAAGGUGGCGCUUCCCUCUCUCGUCGAGGUCUUGCUGACGCGAUACGCGCUCCGGCCAAGGUUGAAGAAUCACUGGAAGUGCUAGAUGCGGCGGUCCACCGUCCGCCAGGGUCUGCUACAUCGUCACAUGACGCAGCCCAGGAACGUGCUUCCACCUCUGCACCUUCCAGAGCCCGGCGCCCCGACGAGACUACACCAUUUGUCAAGCAUGACACCAACAGGCCGUUGCUCUACAAGCACGCGCUCGAUCAAGCUGUGGAUUACGCUUGCAAGACUGGCAAGUGUCCUGGAGUGCACCACUUUGGGGUGAGUACUCGAUUGCUAAGGGCUGCUUCGAGUCGCUGCUGAUGCGAACACCUGUGCAAGUAGUCAUUGGACGCUUUCGCCACCUCGAAACAGUAUCAUUGGGGUGAUGAAAAGACGGGCAUGAAGAAGAGCGGUUUCUUUCGUGUAAAAGCCAUAGGUACCAAAGGGCAGCGGCUGAUGCCGGGCGAGAAGGAUGCAGAUCCAGUCCACAAACAUAAUUUCCGCCUACAGCUUGCACCUGGACAGAAAUUCCAACACGGCAACGAGAAAUUCGAGGGUGCGCCAGAGGAUCAUGAGAUGCGACAUCGACUGCCUUCCAACGACUGGUCAGAAUUGCACCUGGUGGGCAAAAGACCUGACCGAAGCAUACGCAAACAACCCCGACGGAUAGAGACCGAGACCGCUCAGGCUUUCUCUGAACAAGAGCUUUUGCGCAAAAUUUCGAAGCAUAUGCACACUUGGAACAGGGAGGGUCGCGAUCGAGAUGCUAUCGAGCUUACUCCUGGGAUAGAAGGAACGCUGAAAGGUCCAGCGCGCUUCUACGAAUAUCAAAAUCACAAGCUUCGAAAGGGCAAGCCGAUGCCGACGAUCUUACUGACGCCACAUGAUACCACUCUGAGUGCGGAAGAUGUCGCAGCGGCGAUGCGGGCAAGGGCCGCAAAGAAAGCUCGUAAAGACGCUGCGCAGAGGGCUGAGCAGCAAAGCACCUCGAUCACGACUCACGAGAGUCUCGAUACUGCUGGAAAGCCGCUCGACCAGAGACUGCUGCGCGCAGCCAAUGCUCCGGCAUAUCAUCCACUACGGGCAUCGUAUGGCAGCGUUCUUGAACAUGCUGCACAAGGAUUCAGACGUUUGUCGCUGCAAGCUCCGCGGGAACCACAUAGCCCCAAAUUCAACCCGGUGCCCUACUCGUCCAUUGCCAACGCCCCGCCCAACGCCAAGACAAACAAGCCCGUGGAAUCUGCUUCUCCUGCAACUCUCGUGAAAAGAGUAUUUCGUGGAGGCGUCGGCACGAGCAGUGAAUGCUUGCAGGAGCGCACCUUGGAGGUAAGGCGAUUGUCCGUGAUGUCUAGCGCUGUUUUCUGAGACACUCCGCGGUCUCGUACUUGUUCUUCGAUUCAGCCAACUCGAAAGCUCGUCUUUGCCAAGCGAGGAUCCAUCGCGCCUUCGCAUAAUCUGAUGAGGACGAUAGCUUUGCCUCCGCGUACACCUUGGAAGCGCAGGCUUCAGCGCCGUGGAACUCCGAUGACGACCAUCGAGUGGAGCAAAUGGACAAAGUACGAGCCUUUGACUCAGAGCACCAUUCAGAAGAGUGUCAACUACUGCCAAAAACACGUGUGUCGUGACUUGAAGCGAUUCAAGGUGCGUUUGUGACGGCUGCUGUGCGUGAGCGGGGCUAGUUGCUCACCGGUCGACGAUUGUGCCUCUUCGCACCUAGCCCGAAGGACCGAUUCAGAAAGUCGCGGAACCUUACGCUGUGCAUGAUGGCAACACGGUCAUUGACACUGGCGUGGUACACGGAUACGGUUUCGAUGCGCACAAUCGGCCGCUUCCCACGGGACGUCUACGUCGAGACGGAACCACCGAAUAUCGCAUGGCCAUCCUGAUGUCUCCCACUACACUGCAUCAGGAUGACUUUGGAAAUACACUGAUGGGCCUAGCUGCUGGUGCCGAUGCCCGACAAAAGAGAAGCCGGAGCGCUCUUGAGCUUACUCACGGCUUUGACUCUAAAAUUCGAGGCCCUGCGGACUAUACAGACCACCAAUCGCCUAUCGUUUAUCACUCUCGCAAACGUACCUUUUUCGACCUGACUCCACACAACGGCCAAAGUAUUGAGGGUGCAUCAGGUCCUGCCCCUCACCCAUUGAAGACGGGCCAAUGGGUUGCCCGAUAUGGCGAUACUCCUCAUGCCAAAGACACAGAGGGUACACUCAGAAAAUUCGACCGCAUAGCGCACCAACAGAGAUCGAGCCAAGCUCGGCCCGAACAGCAUCUUACUAGCGAGGGAUCCAGUGUAUUGCAUCCCGCUCCCAGGGAUUCCGCGGCUGAUAGGGUCAAGCAGCCGCACCAUCGUGCGCUACCCCCAACAGACCCCGAAUUUGCCCAGCUCAAGAGCCCAGAGACCGGUGCGCAUGCCGCUGGACAAGGGACUUUGGCGACAGAUCAUGCCGGUACUCCUUUGCCUCUCAAGAAGCUCAACCCGAGCGCAAAGCCGUGGUCGCCCGCAUCAUCUGGCUCGCUGCAUCUUGAUCAUGUGGCCGCCAGCUUCCGGUCGCUUAGACUGGAUGAGCAUGGUAAGCCCGGACGAGGCAUGCACACGGAAAAUGGUAUUUUGGGGCCCCAUCCAGAGCUGCCAGAGGAUCCUUUUGGUAUGCACUCGUCGGUCGCAUCUUCAAGCUCCAGCCACGAGAGCAAGGUCCAUCCAAAGAGCUCUCUUGAAGCUUCGCCACAUUCAUUCGACACGGUGCCUCGAAAGUCUUGGCUCGCACCGAGGGGGGUGCACUUGACGUUCGCAGAUGGUGUGUUGCCGCAUUGGUCUCAGGCUCUGGAACGUCAGAAUGCCUACAAAGCUAUCCAGAGAAGCGCGGAUGCAUACCAAAAGGAGCGAAAUCCAGACAUUGCAGGCAUGCAUGUAAGUGCCUGAGAUGCUGGUCGGAUGGAUCGAUCAGGAUCGGGUAUUCAUUUGCGAUGUAACUCGCUCACUGUUUUCACUACGCAACCUGAAAGGUGACGAAACCUCUUCGUGUACUGAGGAGACCUUUCUACAAUCAUGAGGUAGCCUUCAAGGGCCGUCCGCGCAUAUUCUCGGACGGGCAAGGUAGCGGUGGACAAUCUGAACGUCAUCGGUCCCUCUACGUCCCUCUGGCUGCCGGCCAAAGCUGGACACACUCGCGAACCAAUACCGUAUAUCAUGGUCAAACUCAUCUGGACCCGCCGCGCGAUACGCACAGCAGCACAGAAGGAUUGAUGGCGUCGCGCAGCACAGAACAAAUAGGGCAGCUGAAACCUCAGCAUCAAAGAGCAGAGUCGGUCGGGUCAAACAGCCCGGAUGACGGCGGCGAGCAUCAUCGAGCAUGGAGAAAGCGUACCAUUGAGGAAAACUUGCCCCAUAUUCUGCUUACCACGGAAAGCAAGCGUACCAAUCUGGGCAAGAAACAUGCCCAGAGACCACUCAUCCAAGAAACUUUGGGUCGAAUGGCUCAUGAGCACCGGCUGAACGGCGGUCCUUUACGCAAUAUGCGACAAUUUGAAGUAUGUUGCUGGUCCUCCCUUGUUACACAUUGAUAUGAGCCUGACAGCGCUCAAAGCCUUCUCUCAGGUCACGCAAAAGCUCGCGCCCACACAAUUCGAACACGGUCAGCGGGUGGCUUUCUUUGGUAUACCGAAAGAUGGAGCCGGAAGAGAGUUGAAGCUGCCAGAAGACCUCCCGCAAGCGUAUGAAAUUGUGCCGCCUGGAGUAAAGCCGGACAAAAAGCUGCAGCGUAUAGGUAUGCCAGUGGAGCUUCGCGAAGGCUUGAUGCUUGUGGACCACCGUUCUGGCCAAUUGUGGGAAGGUGGUCGGGCGCCGCGAGUGCUUGCGCCUGCGAGCGUCCCCACCACGUCAGCAUCAGAGCCGCACGCAUCGCAUUACAAGAGCCCAAACGGCAAGCCAGACGUCAGUCUUGAAUUGCCUCAAACUUCCCAGUACGCUGCACAAGUCAUAGAGAAGCAAAGAUCAUUGCUUCAGGGAGCUGCGAAUCACGCGCGGGAUCUGCAAUGUCCCGACAUGGCUGUUGCGAAAGUAAGUCAUCGGCUGGUGCGGCGAUAUCGAAACGACUGGCCUCACUCAAAACCUCAAUUCUCCAGCUGAGGGGUGGCUUCUACACGUGCGGUCCGGUCAGUCAGAAGCGACUGGAGACCGCCGCUGAUGCUGUAAGCGAACGCGGCACGAACCUUGGACGCGUGAAGCUCACACUCGCGCCCGGCGACAAAUAUCGGGAGCCUCAUACCGGCAAGGUCUUUUACGGGCCAUCGAAAGACGUCGGCAGUCUCAAGGCAAGCUCUGCGCCAGUAUCUCAUCCGCGCAAGCUUGAUGUCAUGCAAUUCACCACAAAUCACGAUGAGGCCAGGAGCUCAUCUCGAGCUCAUUCUACCACGGCUUCAGCGCUUCGGACGCAGCCAACUUUGGGCUCAAAGAUGAAUUUGGUGGGCUCUGAAAGUGCUCGCAGGCCCUCUGGCACGAAAGAAAUGCGUUUUCGCGACCAGGCCAAAGUGACAAGUCGACCACUUGCGUUCAGGCCAAGAGAGCCAUACACAAGACAUCGCUCGAGCCACGCUGCAAGGCCGACAGCUAGUGCGCAAAGAGCUGAAACUUUGCGCUCGGCACACGUUGAUGACCGAGACAAUCGAGCACAGGCACCAAGCAACGCAAAACCCAGCGGAGGCAGUGAGCAGUACAAGCCUAGCUUCCCUAGAGGGAUCACUGGAACCUCUGCACUGAAUUUCAAGCAUUCCUCGACCUCUGACUUUCCUCGAGACCGAAAGAGGAUGAGACAAUGGUCGCCUGAUAGUGAUGACGAGGACAGACGCAGGCCGACACAUGCGACUGCACGCAUUCAAAGUGGAUUGCAGUAG
Molecule: messenger RNA, 5166 nt
Organism: Ceraceosorus bombacis
Lineage: Eukaryota; Fungi; Basidiomycota; Exobasidiomycetes; Ceraceosorales; Ceraceosoraceae
Source: the annotation of a GenBank genome assembly